AGAUGCAUAACUCAAAUGCCACUCAUGCUCUUUUGCACAAAAGUGAAUUAGAAAGUGAAGGAAUUUAUGGCUGUGAAGUAUCCACAGAAGUACCAUCAUUUAGGACCAUAAAAGCUGAAAAAAGAAUGCAUGUUUAUGUUAUACCAGAAGAAGGCCCAACUAUAUACGGUAUGGUUGACAGAUAUGCUAUCGGAUCUGAAGUUAAUUUAACGUGUGUUUAUGGACCAUCUAAACCAGCCGCUGAUCUGACUUGGUACAUUAAUGGAGAAAAGGUCCCGGUAUCAUACAUAUGCGAGGAAAAAGAGGAAAGCAAUGCAGGUGAGCUCAAAACCACUGAGUCCCGCCUAAUGUUUGUAAUAGAUCCUAGUCACCUUCGGCAAGGGGUUCUUAGCGUUCAGUGCACUGCAUCUGUCACUUUAGUCUACUCAAAUAGUAGCCGAGAAUUAAUAGUUAGUGAGGGGGUAUCUGGACCCGAGUUUCUUCAUGUGCCACAUGCUCCACCAGGACAUGAAGGGCCAAAUAUUACUGGGAACCAACAGAAGUAUUACAUUGGAGACAUAGUAGAUGUAAAUUGCACAUCUGCGAGAUCUUCUGAACCCGCCCAACUCCAUUGGUACGUCAACAACAAUGAGGUGAAACCGGAAUUUCUAUCUGAAUACCAUCCAAUUACAUACCCAGACGGUUACUCCUCCUCAAAACUCGGACUGCAGUUUCGUGUACAAGAGGAACACUUCAAAAGCGAAGAAAUGAGGCUAAAAUGCACUUCCACAUUGUCAAAAACCAUUACGAUGACAUGCGAGGAGAGAAUAAGUGGAGGCCAUCAAAGAAGUUCUGGACUUCAGACGGCGGACAGUUCAGAAUCAGGAUGGAGCCAAGUAGAAGCUCUGCAGCUCCGCUGGAUUGUGAUAAUAUUGUGCCUAGCUCUCAUGUUACGCAGCUGACCAGAUGACAAGUUCAUUCUUUAGUAUUAAUUGGGCCCUGAGGCGUAAAAUGUUGUAUAAUUUUUAAGUAAAAGAAGCCGAAUAUGAAGGACAAUGAACAAUUUGCAAAGGACAGCUUGUAUAAUUAGGCAAUUUCUUCUGACAGACGACGACGUGUCUUUAUUAAAAGCAGAAAAAUAACAACGCAUAUCUUAUAGAUGUAUCCAAAAUUAGAGCUGUCUUGAAGCUGAAAUGUGAACAUUAAAUUCAGUAAAUCAUUUUUUCUAGUUUUUGAGCAAAAAUAUAAAAUCUUUGAAUUUUGCAGACCAGAAAAUAAAAGGAUAAAAGAUCAGUAAUAUUUAAUUAAAAUGCAAUCCUAUUUUCACCAAUCGUUUGUUAUUGUACUGUUCUUCAAACUGGUCAAUAUGUUAGUUGAAGAAUAAAAAUUCAAAGGGAUUGUCUUAAUCACACAGCCGACAAAGAAUACCAAAAAAGAGACUUUUUAUGACAAAACAUAGUUCAACGUAUUUGUUUGAAAUAAAGGUGGAAUAUUCACCCUAAAA
This is a messenger RNA of Stegodyphus dumicola, 1483 nucleotides long. Its product is annotated as pregnancy-specific beta-1-glycoprotein 11-like. The record is from RefSeq and is a predicted model, not a curated record. NCBI's taxonomy places the organism in Eukaryota, Metazoa, Arthropoda, Arachnida, Araneae, Eresidae.